GAGAAAUCUGCCCUAGCUGUGCGGGUCGCCAACUCAACUACUGCCCUGGAUGUGACGUGCUCCACAUGUCGUAUUGCUCACAUUACACCUUAGGUUUACACCACACUGCAAGGAAUCUUUGAAGUGAGACAGCAAGACAACUGGUGUACUCACAACUCUUGAUACCCUGUGAGGUUUCAUCCUCCAAGAAAACAUGACGGACACCAAACGUCUCGCGUUCUCAAUCAUCCAGUUCCUCCAUGACCAGGUGAACUCUGGCGGGUUGUCGUCGGACACGCAGGAGAGUUUAGAAGUUGCAAUCCAGUGUCUGGAGACCGCGUUCAGCGUCUCCACGGAGGACCAGAGUCUAGCGGUCACCCAGACCUUACCAGAGAUCUUUGCCUCCGCCACAGCGAAGUAUCCUAAUGCAUCCCAAGUGAAAAACAACUCAAGGGUACACUCACCUUCAGCGGAGCAGAUUGCAGAAGCUGAGCAACUCAAAACUGAAGGUAAUGACCAAAUGAAGGUAGAGAAUUUCAGCGCUGCCGUGGAGUUCUACUCGAAGGCUAUCACACUUAACCCUGAAAAUGCUGUUUAUUAUUGCAACAGGGCUGCUGCAUACAGUAAAUUGGGAAACUAUGCCGGAGCUGUCCAAGACUGUGAACAAGCCAUUGGGAUCGAUCCAAACUACAGCAAAGCGCAUGGGAGAAUGGGGUUGGCGCUUGCGAGUCUAAACAAGCACACAGAGGCGGUGAGCUACUACAAGAGGGCACUGGAGCUGGACCCAGACAACGACACGUACAAAUCCAACCUGAAGAUAGCGGAACAGAAGAUGGAGGCCCCGAGUCCGACAGGGGGAAUGGGCGGGGUGGACCUGGCCGGGCUCCUCAGUAAUCCCGGAUUCAUGAAUAUGGCGUCAAAUCUGAUGAAUAAUCCUCAAGUUCAACAGCUGGUAUCUGGGAUGAUGUCUGGAGCUUAUGCUGGUGCUCCUGGGGCACCUGGACCAGGAAUGGUACCCGGGGCGGGACCAGGAAUGGUACCCGGGGCGGGACCAGGAAUGGUACCAGGAGGGGUACCAGGAGGGGUACCAGGAGCAGUACCUGAAGCGGUACCAGCAGCUGGACUGGGGGCAGCACCAGCACCAGGAGUCGGACUUGGCGCCGGACUCGGAGGUCUUGGAGGCGGAUUAGGAGGAGGACUCGGAGGCCUAGGGGGAGGAGCCACAGCAGGAGGGGCGGGACCCAACGACCUCUCGGGACUCAUCCAGGCAGGGCAGCAGUUUGCCCAGCAGAUGCAGCAGCAGAACCCGGAGCUGAUUGAGAUGCUGCGAAGCCAGAUGCGCAGUCGACCGCCCAGCGCCAGCAAUGAUGACCAGCCCUGACCGCCACACAGGUGAGCCCUGACCACCACACAGGUGAAUGGCUUGUGCAAGGACUCCAGAAGACAGACUUGUCCGUUAUUUUUUAUUUGUAUAAUUGUUGCUGCCCCGGGGUAAUACCCCACAUGCUACCCCGGGGUAAUACCCCACAUGCUACCCCGGGGAUACCCCACAUGCUACCCCGGGGAUACCCCAUAUGGUUUAUGACAGGAGUAUUAUGAGCACGCCUGGCCCAGUCUUUGACUUCUCUUGUCCUGCCCAAUGAGUCACGUAGGAAUGACAGAUCUAGUUCCAAGCGUCUGGACUGGGGCUGGAUCCGAGCACCUCACCCAGACGCCAUCGCGGUAGCGCAUGCUGUGUGUAUAUAUGUAUAACAUGGGCUACUAACAUUUGCCAUUGAGCCGUGUCAUAUGGGAAUGAGUGGCCUGCAAGUGAGUGAUUUGUAACUGCUAAGGAGCCCCAUCUUAAGGCGGGAGGAGAGCUGGGGGCAGAGACUGCACUGCAGGGGUACGAUAUGGCAUGGGAGCCGGGCAGCCACAUAAGAUUAAACUAUGCUCAUCUCAUCUGAAGGUUCUGUUGUUCUCUGAAGCAGUGUGUUAGUGUUGCACAGUUGGUGUUGCCCUGAGUCCAAUUGUGACAGAUUUAUGAAAGUAUAUCAACACAUGACAACUGCCCCUCCUUUUUCUUUGUCCCACGACACUGUCAUUUUGAAUAAAAUAAAUUGGAAAUUUUACAUCGUAAA
Molecule: messenger RNA, 2099 nt
Organism: Sardina pilchardus (European sardine)
Lineage: Eukaryota; Metazoa; Chordata; Actinopteri; Clupeiformes; Clupeidae
Gene: sgta
Product: small glutamine rich tetratricopeptide repeat co-chaperone alpha
Exons: 12
Coding region: 194-1360 (388 amino acids)
Biological process (GO): post-translational protein targeting to endoplasmic reticulum membrane
Cellular component (GO): membrane; TRC complex
Molecular function (GO): molecular adaptor activity; protein binding
Source: RefSeq, a predicted model, not a curated record